AUGGCCAGCGAAGACUUGACUGGACCCAAGGGCGCGCGCUUCCACACGAGGGAGUGGAAGCCGGCUGGAGGAGCGCCCGCUCGCGCUGCCGUUCUCUUCGUUCACGGCUUCAUCGAGCAUGUCGAGCGGUACAAUCACGUCUUUGCGUCCUUUGCCGACAAGGGAAUCGCCACCUUUGCCUUCGACCAGCGCGGCUUCGGCAAGACUGCGACAUACACGCCGAAGCACACCCAGGGCGUGACUUCGUGGCCCGAGCAAUUCGACGACAUCCGCCAUUUCCUCGCGCUCGUCCUCGAAAAGUACCCGAGCGUGCCCGUCUUCCUCUUCGGCCACUCGAUGGGCGGCGGCCUCGUCCUCGCCUAUUCGACCCGCUCCCCUCCCUCCGCCAACGUCGACCGUCUCGCCGGCGUCAUCGCUUCCUCGCCUCUCCUGCGCCAGGCCAAAGGCGUCAAGGCUUCUCCACUUAUCGUCAAAGCUGGCAGCUUGAUCGGCAAGUUGAGCUCGACGUUGACGCUCAAGGCGACGGUCAACCCGGAGGACACCUGCCGCGACCCCGCCGUCCAGCAGGCGUACGCGAACGACCCGCUCUGCAAGCAAGUGGGCACCUACCGCGGCGUCGCAGACAUGCUGCUCGGGGGCGAGCAAGUCGUCGGCAAGGACUACAAGCGCUUCCCAACCUCGCUUCCUUUGCUCGUUGUCACCGACUGCGACUCGUCCCGCGAGUUCGUCGACAAGGUCAAAUCGCUCGGCGCGAAGGACGCGACGUUCAAGAGCUUCCCCGGCUACUACCACGAGAUGCACAACGAGCCUGGAGACGACAAGUGGGUCGAGAUCAACUUUGUCCGCGAGUGGAUCGAGCAGCACAUCCCGGCCUCGACGUCUACGGCGGCGACGACGACCACUACAACGACGAAGCAGCCAGACUUGCCCUCCCUUGAGGGUGCGGCGGCGGGCUCGUCGGGCGCGAGCGAGGUUCCUGGACUCGCGUCGGAGGCGGGCGGCGCGGAGGGAGGCGACGGUGUCGGUGCGGAUGAUGCGGCUGCCAGCGCCAAGGUGCAGGAGGGCAGGGAGAGGGAGAGCAAGCUGUAG
Messenger RNA from Rhodotorula toruloides NP11, 1089 nucleotides. RefSeq names its product monoglyceride lipase, YJU3-like protein. Gene Ontology annotation, molecular function: lipase activity. NCBI's taxonomy places the organism in Eukaryota, Fungi, Basidiomycota, Microbotryomycetes, Sporidiobolales, Sporidiobolaceae. The coding region runs from base 1 to 1089 and encodes 362 amino acids. The record is from RefSeq and is a predicted model, not a curated record. Gene Ontology annotation, cellular component: membrane. The transcript has 7 exons.